CUGUGCUGGUUUUGGGAGCAAAAGUCGGGCAAUUCCGCACUUCGUGUUAAUUGCAAAUACCAGGGGCGGGUCAAAAGAGCUUUCCAUACUGCCUGUCCCUCCAGCACCGUUGUUCUUAACCACAACAUACAAGAGCUUCCACUUCCUCGUGCACCUACAAAAGUGGUAUCAUAUGCGUAUGAUGUUGCCUUCUUCUGCCGACAAUAUCACAUUGAUCAGGCUGCACAGCUCCUCUCAGAAUUCAUGCUUGAUGUCGUAAACUUCUUCACUCAGCGCUGGCUGACGAUCUCGGUAGCCAAGCCGUCCGUCACUGUUUUCACACUGGACCAGAACGAGUUCAAUCGUCACCCGGCCAUCAUCGUCAACGGCGAGUCUUUACCACUUGUCCGUAAGCCGAAGCUCCUUGGCAUCCGUUUUGAUCCGCUCUUCACGUUUGCGGACAAGGCAGUAGGCAAAGUGAGUCGCUGCACCAAGGUCCUCAAGGUUCAAGCGGGCACAUCCUGA
This is a messenger RNA of Dibothriocephalus latus, 504 nucleotides long. The record is from the annotation of a GenBank genome assembly. Lineage: Eukaryota; Metazoa; Platyhelminthes; Cestoda; Diphyllobothriidea; Diphyllobothriidae.